Molecule: messenger RNA, 8407 nt
Organism: Phyllopteryx taeniolatus (common seadragon)
Lineage: Eukaryota; Metazoa; Chordata; Actinopteri; Syngnathiformes; Syngnathidae
Gene: strc1
Product: stereocilin 1
Exons: 29
Coding region: 966-6971 (2001 amino acids)
Biological process (GO): cell-matrix adhesion
Cellular component (GO): stereocilium tip; kinocilium; cell surface
Source: RefSeq, a predicted model, not a curated record
AGACAUGUUCACUAAUGAAAAGAGAAGAAUACUGACCUUUUGGGUGAAUGUUGUUCAGGAUGAACUUAACAUGCACAAUUACCUUUACUGGUAAACAGUUUGACCUCUAGGCUUUUGAAUGCAAAUGUUCAACUUUUGCAUGUUUCAGUCAUUUCCUCUCCCACCCCCAACAACUUUCGGUUCUUUAACUAAGACCCGAACAGCAUAUUUCACAACAGGCAUUUGGUCCAUUAAUGGGCCAAUACUUUUCAUGGUUUGAUUGGUUGUAUUUAAACAGUCCUCUUCAUCAUCCUUUCCAUUGUAAGGCUUUAAACAGAAUGUUCUCAGGGGGUGGCUGCUGAGCUUGUAGUGCCACAGUGUCAUUGGCAGGUUGCAACAGAAAUACGAAGAGACGCAGAAAGGAUGGACCUCCUCUGUGUUCAUUCUGAAAUUUCACCCAGAAGCCGAAUCUCGUAACUUUUGGACAGUGAAUCAAACAUAUCAACACCCCCCCGGCAUUCUAGUGACAAUGCACAUGCUGACGAGCGUGCAUCGCCUCAGCCUUCCUCUCAUCAUGAAGGGCUUGAGGCAGAUGUCAUGUCAGUCCUGCAGCCAGGCUGGUUGGUGUCCCUUGGCAGGACUCGGGUUUCCAACGACACGACUUGCGCGUUAAUAUUUCAUCAUGUCUUACUGCCCAAAUCCCGCCUGUGUUUCACGGUGGCCCUCAAUUCGCACCAGUCUUCUUUUUCAACCAGUUUGCCGCAGUGUCCUCUUUAAUUCCACAGCUUUUGGGGGCAGGUGUAGAGUUGCAGCUCUGUCUGCAUCAGGAGAGGAGCCCCCACAAUAAUGGAAGUCAAACAUCUCAACCGGACUUUGCCGCAUGAGUUUACAGUUAAAGUUCAUAUUUUUGCAGUAUGAACGCUCAUUCUACAGGAUAAAGCAAAGUUUUCAGUUUUUUGUUUGUUGUUUGUCGUCACCUCUGAACAAUGCGGGCUGCUUUCACAGUCUACGUCAUAUUAGGGAUCUUAAGUGAUGCCAAUCAAGUGAGUUUACAACCCAGACUUAUACAACGAAAGUUGAGCCGGACCACCAGUUUAGAAGCAGACAUCCGGAGAGUUAUCAAUCAGAUUCAUUAUUUAUCUGGUGAAAAUAAAAAUACCCGCAGCCCUGACACUUCCUCCAUGGGUUUGAAUGCUUAUUAUGGUGUUUUGAGAGACGUCUACUCUGUCUUCCAACCACUGCUAAGAGAGGGGUUCAUGGAUGACCUUCCAAAAACGUUAGUUUGCAUUUUAUCUGAGAGGCAUGAUUGUGGAGUGGAAGCAGAGCUCACAAAGACAGUUUCUCUGGAGUUGGGCCAGCCACUGCUGAUGUUCUUAUCAUCCCUGAAAUCCCAGACGUGUGCUCCCCUGAACGAUGCAGCAGAGGCAGAUCAUAGCAGAUUGCUGAGCGCUUACCUCAGGGUGGGAGAAUCAGCAGCUACAAUAUUCACCAUUUUUAAAAGUUUGCCUCGAUCUGGGACUUUGGUGAAUGCAGCUGUUACUUAUGUCUCCAACAUCAUGGCGACAUUAAUCCAAGUACCAAUGGACUAUGUCAAAGUCGCAUUGCAGUUUGGAAUAAAAAUUCCAUCUCUAAAUGAAAGAGAGAGCUGUGAGCAAGGAAACCUCAAGCAACUCAUAAUAUGGGGAAUGAACCAUAAUGUCAGCUGGUCCUUCGCCAACUCAUUCAUUGACAUCCUUUUGGACAUCUUCAUGACUCCAGAACAGUCUGUGUGCACAUAUCUAGGUCCAGAAUGCCAUACUCCUCCCAACCUCAGACACAGUCUUCAACAGGCAGACAUUGAUAAUAGCCAUGACAUGCUGCUCCGAUGUGAUUGCCAAAAUCUGUCUGAGCUCAAUGAUACACUUUGUGCUGAAAUUCUUUAUGGUUCGAGAACUCGAAUGUCCACAUCCGUGCUUGUCUUGUGUCAGGCGCUCAGCUCGCUCAGUGUCCGGCGGGUCGAGCUGGUAUGGAGCAAUAUGUGCUAUGUUAUUCAAGCACUGGUGUCCCCACUUCUCAGAAAGUCAUCAGACUGCAGUGUUGGAGACACGCGUACCUUUCCUGUUAGCAGCCCACAUACCUCCCCCACACCUCACCGAAAAGCCAGAGAAGCCCCCAACCUCCAACAGCUUGUCUGCAACUACAACAGCUGGUUAGAAAACCAGGUGAUGGAUGCUAUCCUUGUCUCUCUGUGCAGCGACAACGAACGGGAGGAGUUUGUGAGGCAUGUGUGUAAUAAUGCUUUACUGAUGAAGAAGUUGGUUUCAGACCAGAUGAACAGUUGGUUGUAUGGAUACUGUGCAAAUUCCACAGCAGACCACAGCUACCUGGUAGGUCAGUUCUGUGUCUACCAACAGUGGAUUGAUCAACCUACAAUUUCAGUAGAGCCACACCUUCUGGGGUUCUGUAUGAGCCUGGACAGUCCAAGACUUACAAAACUUAUCUGUGAGCACACUGGCUUUUUCAUGUUGUUAUUCUCCAAUCCAGAAAAUGUGAGGUUCAUGCCAAACUGCACCUUUGUUCCAAUUCCACCACCAUUUCCUGGGUCGGCUCCACCUUUGUCACAAUCUUGUCACUUCUCAGAGUGGCAAGAUGUGAUCCAGAUUACAAGAGAUGUUUUGGCACAGUGCAUUCGCAAUGAUCCCACAGAUUUCGCAGAGAAGGUUUGCGCCAACAGAACCUUUCUUAGUAGGCUCUUACAUAAUAAGGACAAUGUCUGGCUUGAGGAUCACUGCAGCACUGCUUUGAUUGUUCCAUCCACUCCGGCUCCAGAACCUUUUCGUAUUUUGGACUGGUGCGACUACCACUCCUGGAUCAAUCGGCUGGUGGACGAUUCAGUGGUCGGACUUUGUUGGCAGCAUGACCAGCUUACUUUUCAGAAGAAUGUCUGCCGUGAGACAGCUUUGUUGAAAAAGCUCUUCCAGAACCCUCAGAACAAAUGGCUAAAAGCUGUGUGCGUAGACAAAGAAAUUGAGGAAAUAGAGGGGAUACCAGAGGUGUGCAAGUAUUCCGAAUGGACUCGCCCCAUCGUUGUUGACAUGACUGAGUUAGCUCUUUGUGCUGAAAGGGACCCAAAAAAUUUCACCUCCAAAAUCUGCUCCAAUGAGACAGUCCUGCAGAACCUGGUGGCUAACCAAGACAACACUUGGUUGAUUAAGUACUGUGCCAACCAUUCAAAUCUGGGUGAAGAUGAAGAGAAUGAAGGAGAUGGGAUAGGAUUCAACCCUGCAGAGCAGUGCCAGUAUUCCGCCUGGAGUAUAUCCGUUCCGGAUACAGUGCUCUUGACUCUCUGCUGGGUGCAUGAUCAUUUCAACUUUGUCACAUCUAUCUGCACCAAUCCUGGCCUUCUCUACGUGCUUGAACAUGAGCCCUCUAGCAUGUGGGUGAGCACCAUGUGUGCAACCUACACCAACCGCACUACCACAAGUAACAAAACCUCUGAGGACCUUUGCUUGGCCAAACAAUUGGUCAGGCACUUCAACUGGACCUGUCCCGUUGACUUCACAGCAGCCUGCCAUCCUGGGGCAAGCCAGGACAUGGUCAUGCACUUGAUUAUACACUGCUGGGCAGACAAUCUGAGGUCCAGAGUGGGGCGUCUGGUGACUCCAUCUACAGCUGCGGUGUUGGAGCAAGCAGUCACCACGUCUGUUGUUGUCUUGCUAGCAAUAGAGGAGAUCCAGAACACUUCACUGCAUGUCACCAAAAACAUACGGAUUAAUGUCCUAGAGUCUGUAGUUCGUUAUCUCGAGAGGGAGAACAACUUUGACAAAAAGAGGGUCUUGCUGCAGUGUUUUGGGACAGUACUAACCAGCUUGAUGCAGACAGCCCGAGUUGGAACCAGUAAUGAAUCUCUCAUUAUUAAGGAAUACUUCAGCAUACCAUUGGCCAGCCUUAAGUCAGUGCUGAGUGCUGCUCACAUCACAACUGUCAGGCUGAUCCUCCAAUACUAUACAACAAACAAGCAUACACUGAAACUGACAGAUAAGUACCUUUCCACCUUGACAUCCGUGCUGUUCCAGAGCCAUCUUGCAAAGGAUGGAAGUCUCUUUUCAGAGCUGGCUCCCCUUUUGGAGGCGGCCAGUCCCGUUGAUAUCAUCACUUUGCCUUCCCUGCAAAACAACCUUGAUGUGAGGAAAACCAUAAACAGCAACUUGGGCCACAUGUCUGUGAAUCAGCAGCGAGCCUUUGGAUUGUGGUACAGCAAAGUUUUACCCCCUUCUAACAUCAUUGAAGCUCGUCAGUCACUCAUCAGGGACAAUGGAAAUGUGAUCGCUCACCUGCCCUUCCACAACUUCCAACACUUCUCCCCUGCUCAGCUAUUCGAUGGACUGGAUGUAUUGCAACAAAACAACCUGACUUCCUUGAAGCAGGAAUUUGUGGCACGGAGCAUCAUUGGCACCUACAAAAACUUGACUGCUCACGACUUCAUCAGGCUGGGGAGUCUCUCGUGCCUGGCAGAGCCAAGUGACCUCCUGGCCUACAAAGGCAGCGAGGCCUUUAAGGUAAUCUGGGAAGUCAUCGUGAACUGUAGUCACAACAGACUCACCCUACCGAGUCACUUGACCUCCAGUCUGUUACUGAACAUCACUGAGUUAAAGACUCCGUCCUCACUCAGUCCAGAUAGACUGGCAGACAUGGCAAACCUUCUGCCCUCCCUGGGUGCGACUUUCCUGCUGGACCUCUCUCCCUCACAGCUUCUUGCAGCGCUUCCAGCCCUCAAAGCUGUGUCUUUCAGUCCUGCACAGGCCUCCAUAAUUGUUGACAGGUUGUCAUCUAUCCACACACUGAGCGCUCCAGGCCGCCUGCAGGAGCUCGGUUCUCUCAUUGUCGGAGUAAAGACGGAGACGUUAUUGAUGCUCACAUCUGACAGGCUGCUGUCAUCGCUACCUGACAUGGCCCAACACACAGCGGGCCUCCUUCCAGCACAAACAAAUGCCAUUGCCACCAAACUAUGGGGCUUUCCAGAGGUGAUCUUCUGGUUGGAUCAUGUUGAUCCCCUGCUGUGUUGCACUCCCCUACUUAGUAUCCUGCCCAGAGCUCACCUGCUAAUGGACAACAUCUCCAGUGCAGCCACUAAACAGUGGAACACACAGCAGGCUAAAGCAAUAUUAAAAACUGUGCGGAAUACAAAAUCAAACCUUAUCAAAGAUUUCCUGCAUCUUGGGAUGCUGGGGCAGGGCUUGAGCUGCCACGUCUUACAGCAGCACUUUAGGGCUGCUACCUCACCUGCAGCCUUGAGGAAAAUCUUGGCCCUCCUCCGGCAGCAGCCCAGUCCUCUGCACACCUCAUUGAAAAAGUGUGUGAUCGAGGAGCUCUCUCAAUAUGAGUUCUUCUCUGAACUGCUUGAAGAUUUAGGAGUAGAGAUCGCUCUGUAUAUGCCGGUGAGCACCAUUAAAAAGUUCCCUUCCGGUCUAAUGGACACUUUGCGGAAAAUGAUUAUUGAGGACCCUGUUCCCUUUUUCAUGAUGUCAAAAAUAGAACAGCAGCUCCUUGUGGACAAGAUGGUGCAGAGGCUGGGCAUGUACACUGGAGUGUAUACUGAAGAGGAGUUCCGCUCUCUGGACAUUAUGGCCACGUUUGUUUCGGAUGAGAUUCUGAUCCAGCUGGAUCGCACGUUCUUCAUGGACAAUCUGGAUUAUCUCCAGACCCUCUGCUACAGCAGCAGCAAGAUGGACAUUGUGGCUCGUAUGCUGCUGGAAGUUGCUGGCUUCGGCCCUGCGGUGGAGAACUGGAACCAGACUACACUGAGUCAGAUAGACCGGUUUGUAUUUUUCCUUCCUCAGGACCGACUGCAGGAGAUUUCCUUGGGUUUGAUGCCUGUUGGCCGUAUAGAGAAGCUGUUCAUGAGCCAACGUCAAUGGGAACGCAGGGUUGUGGGUCUUCACUGUUUAGAUGAGACUGAGAAGUGGCGGUUUGCCCAAAAGCAGCAGUUUGUUCUUCAGCUCUUUCUAGGUUUCCUAAAGAUAAAUCCUCUGUCACCGGCUCCAAUGGUUCCUACCUGUGAGAUUCUGCAUACAACAGCUCCAUUUACUUGGACCUCUAACAGCCUGACAAGCAUGUCGUCAUCCGCGUUCGCAAAUUGUCUGGAGCUGAUUGGCCAUGACCCCUUUCUUGCAUCUUACCAACGCAGCCAAGUCUUCAGAAAAAUCAAACAAAUGUUCGGCCCAAUUUCUUCCUUCUCCCAGUCCACCAUCAGUCAGAUGGCCCGACUGUCACUGGAAAUGUCACCAGAGGAAAUCAGCAUGCUGCGACUGACUGAGAUAAGUAGCAUCGCUGCUAUGGGCACCAUCAGUGAGUGGAGCAACAAACAGCUGGCUGCACUGUUCACAACAAUGUUGAAUUCCACCAAGCUGAACCCGAGCCAACUUGACUCCAGCACACUGGUUGCAAUCGGAUACAUGGUGUGUGGAGCCAAAGCUACAGAAAUGAGCUCUUUCAAUGCUGUUGAGUUCAGCAAGGCAGUGCUCUGGCUGGGUCAGCUCAGGCUUUCCUGCUCAGAAGAACAGUUGUCAGCGCUUGUUGGCCUGCUUACCCACAGUCUGGCUUUUGGACCCAUCAGUUCAUGGGGAAUGGAGGUCUUCGUUGAGAUUGGAGUUCUUGCAGCUGGCCUCCCAGAUAUAGUCAUGUCAGCCCUGGUAAAAGAGCAAAUAGAUGGAAUAACACCUACGGCUAUCUCAAUGAUACCUCCUGAUAAAUUUGCUGUUGCGUUCCAUCAGCGACAGAUCAGCAUGUUCUCUCACGAGCAGGCUGCUGCAGUGACAGCGGAGCAAAUGUCAGCUCUGUCAGAUGUUCAGAGGACUGCUCUCUUUAUGGUGCUGAUGCCCUGGGAGGACAAGCAUGUGGACUUUAGAGGGAGGUCACAGGGACUGACGCUGAGCCCCAGUUUUCUGUACCUGAUCCUGGGCCUGCUGAUGACGCUGAUGGUCCAGCCUGACUUGAAAUGCCCUGCUACAUGACACUACUAGCCCUUGCUGGAUCAAGAGGCAUCAACUCACCCACACAAUCAAAGAUAUCCCAUUUAUCUGUGCAAUAGCAUACCCCUUUGAAACAAUCACUUUAGGAUAAAGUAUUUAAUUAAUGCUCAUCCAGUCUUACAUUUUUCUAUACCAUCUGUCAUCAUUAGGAUCGCAGGUGAGCUGAAGUAUUAAAAUGAAUAAUCACUCCACCCAAAAAAAGGACAAAUAAAUAACACGCACGCACACACACACAAAUAUACUGUAUAUCUAUAUCAAUAUUUAUCUAUACUUUCCCCACUUUGUUUAAGAUCAUCAAACAAUUGUAAAUAUCGGACAAAUAUUAGGUCAAGUGACCUUAAAAUGCUGUUUUUAAAUGAUUUAAUUUAAGGAAAAAAAACAAAACUAUUCAAAGUCACCUGGCCCUGUGUGAAAAAGUAAUUAACCCCCCCCCCCACCUUCUUAAGUCAUGUAUUAAUUGUGGCUAAUCACAAUUUUUGGUUAAUUUCCACUGAUCACACCUAAGCCUGAUUACCUCCAGACCCGUUCAAUCAAGAAAAAACUUAAACAGAAUCAUCUCGGCUGUAUAUGCUUUUUAGUUAUUUAGUUUAGUUAUGUUAUGAUGCUGCUUUGUGUAAUGUUUAUUUGUGGGGUUUCCUCUUAUAGUGAAUUGCAUUAGAAAUAUAUUUCAAUAUCUUCAUGUAACAUUGUGUCAUACUGAUCAUUUGCAAUCAUCUACUUUGCAUAAGAUGCAACUCAAUCAUGUCACAAUCUGCACCUUUCCAAUGUUGUAACAGUUAUAACUACUCCUGCUGACAUAACACAAGUAUGUUCUAAGAUAAUCAAUAUUAGUAAUGAUUAGGUUUGUUAUACAAUUAAAGUAUUUUGGAAAUACAGUACAUGUAUGUGUACUCAAGAUCAAAUCAUUGGUACCGUAGUAGUUUACCAAAUAAAAAAUGGUUUCUUAUCGGUCAUAUUUAAUUGGAUUUGUUAAUAAAAUGACUUACAGGCACUUUUAUUUGUUAAUGUCUACCUGGGUGUCUUAUUACCAAAGACUUCCAAAGUAAUGUAUUACCUCUAACUGUUGAGUGUGAGCCGUCAAGGGUGGGCCUGGCUGUUGUGACGUCUGUAAAGAUGAAAGAGGAAUUUAAGGGAUAUUUUAAGCUUGACCAUUAGCUCAAGUCAGGGAGUCUGCGUGUAGAGUGCUUGGGCGUGAGUUGGAGCCGAGCUCGAGGUGAUAAAGCGACUGAAGUGCAUCAGAGACAGCCUUGACCACAUACCAGGGCAUUACAAUAUUAUGUACAAUUGCUUUUUCAAAGACAAUUUUACUUGAAUUUUGGAAGUGUACGAAAUGCAAUGUUUAUAGUACAUCAAAGAUUAAAGCAAUAUCACUACUCCUACAAUGUUGUGGUGACGCUGAAUAAAAUUCGCUCUUGAAA